Diaporthe batatas is the source of this 3350-nucleotide messenger RNA. RefSeq lists its product as uncharacterized. The transcript has a single exon. Gene Ontology annotation, molecular function: ATP binding; ATP hydrolysis activity. Bases 351 to 3137 code for a protein of 928 amino acids. Gene Ontology annotation, cellular component: cytosol; cytoplasm. NCBI's taxonomy places the organism in Eukaryota, Fungi, Ascomycota, Sordariomycetes, Diaporthales, Diaporthaceae. The record is from RefSeq and is a predicted model, not a curated record. Gene Ontology annotation, biological process: cellular response to heat.
GCUUCAGGUGGAAUGCCAUGGUCCAACACAUCGAACCCCGGAAUUCUCGUCGAGGUCAUUCUGAGAGACUCUACGGCUCCACUACGCAACGAGGAUAAAUCUAUCGCAUCCUGAGAGUUCCUGUCAGCUUUGUCUCUGCAUCAACAACUACAUAAACCCUUUCUGACACUUUUCAAAGUGCAUAAACACAGAACACAAGCAAAGCACUGUCCAUAUUCUCUUCGCUUGCACUAAUUCUCCUUUUGAUUUACGAAACGUUCAACUUGCUGAUUGAUACCCAUACUCUCCGCAAACACGUACAUUUCCUAUAUUCUGUCUCUUUCAUCACAUCCGCGUCGAUAUAAUUCAUCAUGAAUUCCAAAAUGGAGUUUACAGACCGGGCCAAGAGGGCUUUGGAGGAUGCCAUGGCCCUGGCGGAGCAAUACGCACACAGCCAACUACUACCAAUCCACCUGGCCGUGUCUCUUCUUGACCCUCCCCCAGACCAGUCUAAGGAUCAGCAGAAUGGCCCUACCUCUAUCAGCAGCACCCUCCUACGGCAGGUCAUCGAGCGAGCACAUGGUGACCCACAGCUCUUCGAUCGGGCCCUGAAGAAGACGCUCGUCCGCCUGCCCAGUCAGGACCCACCCCCAGAGAAUGUCUCCAUGGCCCCAUCAUUCAACACUGUCCUCCGCAAGGCCACGGAGCUGCAGAAGGUCCAGAAGGAUAGCUACAUCGCCGUCGACCACCUCAUCACAGCAUUGGCCGAGGACAGCACCAUGGCGUCAUGCCUUAAGGAGGCCAACAUCCCCAAGGCAAAGCUUGUCCAGGAUGCUGUACAGGCGAUCCGUGGCACCAAGCGGGUAGACUCCAAGACAGCCGACACUGAGGAGGAGUCUGAGAAUCUUGCCAAGUUCACCAUCGACAUGACUUCCAUGGCACGGGAAGGCAAGAUCGACCCUGUCAUCGGUCGUGAGGAGGAAAUCAGGAGAGUCGUCCGCAUUCUGUCUCGUCGAACCAAGAACAACCCAGUCCUCAUUGGCGAGCCAGGUGUCGGUAAAACUACUGUGGUCGAGGGUCUGGCCCAGCGGAUCGUCAACGCCGAUGUGCCCGACAACUUGGCCCAGUGCAAACUGCUCUCACUCGACGUCGGUGCCUUGAUUGCUGGCAGCAAGUACCGGGGUGAAUUUGAGGAGAGGAUGAAGGGCGUCCUUAAGGAGAUCGAGGAGUCCAAGGACAUGAUCGUGCUCUUUGUCGAUGAGAUCCACCUUCUCAUGGGCGCUGGCUCCUCAGGAGAGGGAGGCAUGGACGCUGCCAACUUGCUGAAGCCCAUGCUUGCCCGUGGCCAGCUGCACUGUAUCGGUGCCACGACCCUGGCUGAGUACCGCAAGUACAUCGAGAAGGACGCUGCCUUUGAGCGUCGAUUCCAACAAGUUCUUGUCAAGGAGCCCUCAAUUCCCGAGACUGUAUCGAUUCUCCGUGGAUUGAAGGAGAAGUACGAAGUCCACCACGGUGUCAACAUCGCCGAUGCCGCUAUUGUCUCUGCCGCAAGCCUCGCGGCUCGGUAUCUGACUUCUCGUCGCUUGCCCGACUCUGCCGUUGAUCUCAUCGACGAGGCGGCGGCAGCUGUGCGGGUGGCUCGGGAGUCGCAGCCUGAAAUCAUCGAUAGUCUCGAGCGACGCCUGCGACAACUGAAGAUUGAGAUUCACGCUCUGACACGUGAGAAGGACGAUGCGUCCAAGGCUCGUCUGGCUCAAGCAAAGCAAGACGCUGCGAAUGUUGAGGAUGAGCUGCGCCCUCUGCGCGAGAAGUACGAGAGCGAGAGGAAGCGUGGCAAGGACAUCCAGGAGGCUAAAAUCAAGCUUGACCAGCUCAAGGUCAAGGCCGAGGAGAUGAGUCGAAUUGGUGAUCAUAGCCGAGCUGCCGACCUGCAGUACUACGCCAUCCCUGAGCAAGAGGCCGCUAUCAAGAAGCUCGAGAAGGAAAAGGCUGCCGCAGACGCCGCCUUGAACGCCAACCCAAUGGACAACGGUGGCUCCAUGGUCACAGACGUCGUUGGGCCCGACCAGAUCAACGAGAUUGUUUCCCGAUGGACCGGAAUCCCAGUUACAAGACUCAAGACUACCGAGAAGGACAAGUUGCUCAAGAUGGAAAGCGCGCUCGGUAAGAUCGUCGUUGGUCAGAAGGAGGCAGUCCAGGCAGUUUCCAAUGCCAUCCGUCUCCAGCGCUCGGGUCUCAGCAACCCCAACCAACCACCAAGCUUCCUGUUCUGUGGUCCAUCUGGAACGGGUAAGACGCUGCUUACGAAAGCUCUUGCUGAGUUCUUGUUCGACGAUGCCAAGGCCAUGAUCCGAUUCGACAUGUCUGAGUACCAAGAACGACACGCUCUCAGCCGCAUGAUCGGUGCUCCACCAGGCUACGUCGGGCACGAUGCGGGUGGCCAACUGACCGAGGCCCUUCGUCGGAAGCCAUUCUCCAUUUUGCUCUUCGACGAGGUGGAGAAGGCGGCGAAGGAGAUCCUUACGGUCCUUCUGCAGCUCAUGGACGACGGUCGCAUUACUGAUGGCCAAGGACGUGUCGUUGAUGCCCGGAACUGCAUUGUCGUCAUGACAUCCAACCUUGGUGCCGAGUACCUGGCCCGUCCCAAUGCCAAGGAUGGCAAGAUCGACCCGACCACACGGGAGCUUGUUAUGAACGCCCUGCGGAACUACUUCCUACCCGAGUUCCUCAACCGUAUCAACUCGACAGUCAUCUUCAACCGCCUCACCAGGAGGGAGAUCCGCAAGAUCGUCGAGCUCCGUAUCAGCGAGAUCCAGAAGCGUCUCAACGACAACGACCGAAACGUACACAUUUCGGUGUCGGAAGAAGCCAAGGACUACCUCGGCAACGCCGGAUACUCACCUGCCUAUGGUGCUCGGCCGCUGUCUCGCCUCAUCGAGAAGGAGGUGCUCAACAAGUUGGCCGUGCUUAUCCUCAAGGGCAACAUCCAGAAUGGUGAGACUGCUCGGGUCGAGCUUGUCGACAACAAGAUCACUGUCCUCGCAAACCACCACGAAUCCGAUCUCUCAGACUCCUCAGAGAUGUCCGUGGACGAUGAGGAGGAUGCCGUGGAGGAGCUUGUGGGUGACGAAGACAUGGAUGAGGACAUUUACGAUUAGAUUGCUUGCUUCUAAAAGACGGCCCAUGGGACAUGGGAGCUUUGGAGCUGAUUGUUAUGAGCAUGAUGAGCUACGACCAUGGGUAUUUUUGAACCCGUCUCUUGGGAAUGACACGGGACUACAAAAAGAAUGGGUACGGAGUUUGGAGCAUUGCUGAGUUUAAUUACAUGUAGCAACCCGCACGGAUUAAUACAUUAUGUAGCGUUUAUUUGA